UGUAAACAAGGGAGUGGGACGUAAAGGCCCGGGAGGUCAGAAAGCCGGGCCUCGGGCUGCACCGAGAGCUUGGGCCAGGAUCGGGAACGUGCAGAGGGAAGCAAUCCUGGACCAUGACUCAGCAGCCACUUCGAGGAGUGACCAGUCUGCGUUUCAACCAAGACCAAAGCUGCUUUUGCUGCGCUAUGGAGACAGGUGUGCGCAUCUACAACGUGGAGCCAUUGAUGGAGAAGGGGCAUCUGGACCAUGAGCAGGUGGGCAGCAUGGGCCUGGUGGAAAUGCUGCACCGCUCCAACCUGCUGGCCCUGGUGGGCGGUGGUAGCAGCCCCAAGUUCUCAGAGAUCUCAGCAGUGCUGAUCUGGGACGAUGCCCGGGAGGGCAAGGACUCCAAGGACAAGCUGGUGCUGGAGUUCACCUUCACCAAGCCAGUGCUGGCUGUGCGCAUGCGCCAUGACAAAAUCGUGAUCGUGCUGAAGAACCGCAUCUAUGUGUACUCCUUCCCCGACAAUCCCCGAAAGCUGUUUGAGUUUGACACCCGGGACAACCCCAAGGGGCUCUGUGACCUCUGCCCCAGCCUGGAGAAACAACUGCUAGUGUUCCCAGGACACAAGUGCGGGAGCCUGCAACUCGUGGACCUGGCAAGCACAAAGCCCGGCACCUCAUCUGCUCCGUUUACCAUCAAUGCACAUCAGAGCGACGUGGCCUGCGUGUCUCUGAACCAGCCAGGCACGGUAGUGGCCUCGGCCUCUCAGAAGGGCACCCUUAUUCGCCUUUUUGACACGCAGUCCAAGGAGAAGCUGGUGGAGCUGCGCCGAGGCACUGACCCCGCCACCCUCUACUGCAUCAACUUCAGCCAUGAUUCUUCCUUCCUGUGUGCAUCCAGUGAUAAGGGCACAGUCCAUAUCUUUGCUCUCAAGGAUACCCGCCUCAACCGCCGCUCAGCGCUGGCUCGCGUGGGCAAGGUGGGGCCUAUGAUUGGGCAGUAUGUGGACUCUCAGUGGAGCCUGGCGAGCUUCACCGUGCCUGCUGAGUCAGCCUGCAUCUGUGCUUUCGGUCGCAACACUUCCAAGAAUGUCAACUCUGUCAUUGCCAUCUGUGUAGAUGGGACCUUCCACAAAUAUGUCUUCACUCCCGAUGGAAACUGCAACAGAGAGGCUUUCGAUGUGUACCUUGACAUCUGUGAUGACGAUGACUUUUAAGGACCCUGUGGGUUGUGCUAGGGACCUGCAGUGGCAGACUGCAAAGCCUGUGCGGGGGUGGGAGUGCUGUGGAAGUCACCAGCCAGCAAACAUUAAUGGAGCAGGUGCCCACUUUCCACUCUUAAGAGCAAUGCCUAAACAGCUCAGUCGCCCCAAGCACUUCUUGAUGACUAUGUGCCCGCAGAGCCAGGCCAGGGACUCAGAGAGAGAGAGCAGCCCUCCUGGGGCUCCCAGCCUGGAGAAGACUGCUAGGGACCCAGAGUAGGUGCCCUAAUCCAACCUGUGGGGAUUUUUAAAAGACUUACCAGAAAGAGACGAUCUCUGAUAUGAUGAAUAUGAAUAAAAGGCCCUUAAUAGUAUUUAUGGCUGGACCUCGGGAGUGGGGCCUGGAGGAGAUGAGGCUGAAAAAGCCCUGCGGGAGUUUCCCGGAAAGGUGUGAACCUCUUGGACCCUGACAGGAAGGAAGUGGGAUCCUGCUCGGGUCCUUCUGACAGUCUCUGCGUGUCCUCUAAUGUCUGGCCACUGUGUGCCAGAGCCGCCAACACCGCCCAGAACUGUCCCCGUGGCGCCACCUCCUGUGGGUGGACGGGAGUGACUCGCCCCGCGGC
Molecule: messenger RNA, 1807 nt
Organism: Mesoplodon densirostris (Blainville's beaked whale)
Lineage: Eukaryota; Metazoa; Chordata; Mammalia; Artiodactyla; Ziphiidae
Gene: WDR45
Product: WD repeat domain 45
Exons: 11
Coding region: 114-1199 (361 amino acids)
Biological process (GO): protein localization to phagophore assembly site; autophagy of mitochondrion; protein lipidation
Cellular component (GO): cytosol; phagophore assembly site membrane; extrinsic component of membrane
Molecular function (GO): phosphatidylinositol-3,5-bisphosphate binding; phosphatidylinositol-3-phosphate binding; protein binding
Source: RefSeq, a predicted model, not a curated record